Messenger RNA from Aspergillus heteromorphus CBS 117.55, 513 nucleotides. RefSeq names its product ubiquitin-like protein ATG12. NCBI's taxonomy places the organism in Eukaryota, Fungi, Ascomycota, Eurotiomycetes, Eurotiales, Aspergillaceae. Gene Ontology annotation, cellular component: Atg12-Atg5-Atg16 complex; cytoplasm; phagophore assembly site membrane. Gene Ontology annotation, biological process: nucleophagy; C-terminal protein lipidation; autophagosome assembly. The transcript is spliced from 3 exons. The coding region runs from base 1 to 513 and encodes 170 amino acids. The record is from RefSeq and is a predicted model, not a curated record.
AUGGAGUCCUCAUCCUCCCCAAACCCCUCCGCCCAAAGCUCCCCCAAGCCCGCCCAAACCAAUCUCACCCAUAGGCCGGCCAAUCGCAAACAGUCCUCCGACUCUGCCUCGAAUACCCAAAAUGCACCCAUACCAGACGAUAAGCAUGGGGCAGAUUUGCCGAUGACCAUGUCCGCCUCUGUCGUUCUAACCAGUCUGCCCCGCGAUGCCCAUCAAGCAUUGGCGGAUGCCGAGGCCGUGGAUACGGGGAAAGUCACCGUCCGGUUUCAGCCUCUUCCUUCAUCUCCCAUCCUCAAGAACCGCGUGUUCAAAAUCAGUGCGUCGCAAAAGUUCGAGACCGUCGUGAAGUUCCUCCGGAAGAAGCUGGACUGUAAAGAGUCCGACUCUGUUUUUUGUUAUGUCAACAGUGUCUUUGCUCCUGGGCUGGACGAGGGCAUUGGUGGAUUAUGGAGGUGUUUCAAAACCGACGACCAGCUAAUUGUUGCUUACUCCAUGACGCCCGCGUUUGGUUGA